ACCAGUACGGUGCACCGGCAAUCCAUCUUUCUGCAUUUUCCAUAGCAUUUAAGUUCUAACGUUGGUGAAAAUUCAAAGAUCAAGUUACCGGUUAAUCGCGUGACUGCAGCAGCAAUGUACCCAUCCGAAAUUCGAAAGUCAGCUUUCCUACUUGUUUCGAUUGUUGCUGUCAUCAGCUGUAUAACGGCAUCCACCGUGGAUGUCGCCUUGGUACAGUUUUAUCUUUGGGGCGAUAAGACACCGACGAGUGUACAGUUUGUUGGACCCGUGAGGGCGAAGGCCGUGGAAGACUUGGCACCGUACAAGGAUGUUUUGAAUAUCACAACCGUCUUCGUCUACGAACGCAACGUGACGACGUGCGACGCGAUGGAUGAACGAGUAACAUACUGGUUUGCGAGCUAUUAUUAUCGGUUCAGGAUGGGAAAUCCUAUUAUGAGUCUUUGGUCCUGGGUGCCCAACAGCAGCAGCAUCUGUGGCUCAACUGGCGGAAGUAAGACAUAA
Paramacrobiotus metropolitanus is the source of this 501-nucleotide messenger RNA. RefSeq lists its product as uncharacterized. The coding region runs from base 115 to 501 and encodes 128 amino acids. NCBI's taxonomy places the organism in Eukaryota, Metazoa, Tardigrada, Eutardigrada, Parachela, Macrobiotidae. The transcript has 2 exons. The record is from RefSeq and is a predicted model, not a curated record.